Molecule: messenger RNA, 1081 nt
Organism: Gymnogyps californianus (California condor)
Lineage: Eukaryota; Metazoa; Chordata; Aves; Accipitriformes; Cathartidae
Product: hsp90 co-chaperone Cdc37-like 1
Exons: 7
Coding region: 1-975 (324 amino acids)
Biological process (GO): protein stabilization; protein folding
Cellular component (GO): cytoplasm
Molecular function (GO): heat shock protein binding; protein-folding chaperone binding
Source: RefSeq, a predicted model, not a curated record
AUGGCGUUGUGGUCUUCCUCCUUUCAAGGUCUUGGUUCGGUUGAGGAGGAUGAGGAACGGGAAUUGACUCUCGCAUCUAUCCAGCGCCUGUCGGAAACGCAGACCUAUGGUCAAGGGAUUGAAUUAAUCUGUCAAAAACAAAAAGAGUUUGUGAAGAGCUCUGUAGAAUCCAAAUGGAAUCUAGCAGAAGUCCAGCAGAAACUUGGUAGUUUAGCACUGCAUAAUUCGGAAUCCACGGAUCAGGAAUAUGCCAAAGCACAGACUGAAGCUUCAGAACUGAGACAGAGAGAGGAAGAGUGGAGAAGAAAAGAAGAAGCGCUAAUACAGAGGGAAAGACAGAAUCUAUGGAAUACAGAUUCUUUUAGUAAGGAGGUAUUUAAUAAGAGUUUUAUUAGUCAAUAUAAAAGAAAAGAAGUAGAAGAUGAAGAUAUAUCUAAAUCAUUUAUACAGAAGCAUGAACAAAAGAUUAGAUACUUUGGUAUGCUGGGCAGAUGGGAUGACAGUCAAAGAUUUUUGUCUGACCACCCGUAUAUUGUAUGUGAAGAAACAGCUAAAUAUCUCAUCUUAUGGUGUUUUCAUCUAGAAGCUGAACAGAAAAGAGCUCUGAUGGAACAAAUAGCACACCAAGCAGUUGUGAUGCAGUUUAUUAUAGAAAUGGCCAGAAGCUGUAAUGUGGAUCCAAGAGGCUGUUUUCGUCUAUUUUUCCAAAAAGCCAAAGCAGGGGAAGAAGGCUAUUUGGAAGCUUUUAAAACUGAGCUUGAAGCAUUCAAAUCAAGAGUGAGAAUCUGUUCACCGUCUCAGGGCUUUCAAGCUAUGUCAGUACAGAAUCCCAGUGUCUAUACUGGUAUUGUAGAAGGACUGGAGUCUUUGUCACAGAAUGCAAAUGAUCUACAAGGUUGCAUAAACAGAAGUGUCUGCAAUUUAAACUCAACGCUACAAAAAGAUGAAGAACCCAAAAUGAUGGACACAGUAUAGCACUGUUAAGACUGAGGCAAAGUACUCUUUUUUUAUUACAAAGAAAAGAAUGUGGCUAUUUUCUUGACACAUUUUUAUGGGUAUUGCACUUUAUUUUUGGUGCUUU